AUGAGUAUGUCAUCACCACAAAUUAUUCUCGAUGAAGCUCGUUCAUUAACACCCGAUCCAGGUUAUCCGGGUAAUCGAACACCUCGUCGAAGUCAUGUAUCGAUAUCAUCAAGCAAACGUCCAUCAAUGAAUGUAGGUAUACCAAAUUCAAAUAAAAUUAAACAAGGCAUGUUUCGUCGAGCUGUUCCUCAAAUGCCACGUGCUCUGGCUUGCAUUUGUUUUGUACUCAAUCUCGUUUUACCUGGCACAGGUACUCUAAUUAGUGCAUUUGCUGUAUUCUGUUGUGGAAAACAUGAUUAUGAAAAAGCUAUUGUAGCAUUUUUUUAUAAUCUUCUUGCAGCUAUUUUCCAAAGUGCAACAAUAUUUAUACUUGUUGGUUGGAUUUGGUCAAUAAGAUGGGGCAUUCUUUUUGUUCAAUUAUCAGGCAAUAAACAUACGAUGUCACAACCGGCGCCAUUCUAUGUCCGUCGUCAAUCGAGUGUUGAUACGCAUAUGCAACCAUUUCUAACACAAAUGGUAGCACCACGUGUACCACCAUUACUUGAAGAUAAACACGAAUCGGAUAAUGUUUGA
Messenger RNA from Adineta steineri, 573 nucleotides. Lineage: Eukaryota; Metazoa; Rotifera; Eurotatoria; Adinetida; Adinetidae. The record is from the annotation of a GenBank genome assembly.